This is a messenger RNA of Pyrenophora tritici-repentis Pt-1C-BFP, 909 nucleotides long. RefSeq lists its product as uncharacterized. The record is from RefSeq and is a predicted model, not a curated record. Lineage: Eukaryota; Fungi; Ascomycota; Dothideomycetes; Pleosporales; Pleosporaceae. Gene Ontology annotation, cellular component: transcription factor TFIIH holo complex.
AUGGCCACAGUGCAAGAUAGUAAUAGCGCAACAAUGGUAGAUGGCCAGCCUACGCCGCCUGCCUCGAAUGCGCCGUCACAGCACCCAUCGCCCUUGCCGCAGCCACGAAAACACCCACUCAAGCCUGGCGGAUGGCGCGAGUCCGACUUGAUCCAGUACCUAGACCACGGUGUCAAUAGCAUCCAGAAGCGUGUAGAUAAUCGUAUGACCAACCGGAAGCUAAAGCCUGCGCCAGGUGAAGAGGAAGGCUACAAGGCCUUUUGGGAAGUUGCAAAGGAUCUUGAUGGGCUGGUAGAUGUCGUAUGGGUAUCUGGGUCUCCAAACCUCCAGAUUCCCUACCUGCUCAACUUGGCCGUCCUUGGCGCCGAAUUCCUCCCUCUGUUCGCAUCCUCGACGCCAUCCACACAGGCCACCUUCCGCUUGCUUUCAAAGCUAGACUACGCCUUCUCAUCCCUGCUCACCGGUCAUGAUGCCGCGACUGGCGACCAACUACCCGGUUUCGAGGGCGGUCGCACCGUCACUACGACAGACAAGGUCCGUCUGAAAGGCAUUGUUGAUCGUACACGCCUCACCGUCACGCGUGUGGUAAGCAAGGAGAGCGUUGUGGGCGACGAAGAUUAUGUUGGCGACUCAAUGGAUACAGAUACGGAGAAGGAAACAGAUGCGAGUGGGCGUCAGGCAACUGUCACGUUUGAAGGGUUUGAAAACAAUGAAGAAGACGAGGAAGACGACGAAUGGGAGGAGCGCGGUGUGGCAAGUAUAUAUGAGAAGACCAUCGGCCAGCUCGGCGACGUCUUGGGUGGUCCCCCGAUUGGCAUCAUAACUGACGACUGGGCUGUCAAUGGCGGCACUGAGCAGGAGAGAAGCGGCAGGGGGUUUGUAGAGUCUGACGGCGAAAUGGAGCUUUGA